UUUGUAAGGUGAAAAAAUGCCUGUCGAAGUGUCAAAUUUUGCUUGAGAGAAGAAGUGGAGAAAAAGUUUUUUUUAAUUACACAAUAAUCGUGCGAAAAGCCUGAAAAAAGUUGCAAAAAAGGUGGAAAAUUGCAAGAAGUGUGCACAAAUUUGUAUAAUUGGGUGAAAUUGCGUGGAAAAGUGUGCCAAGGAGGGCGAAAAAGUCGUGAAAAGUGUGCGGCACGUUUGACUUUGGCUUUUUUUCAGCGAAUGAAAAGGCAAAAAAUUUCCCAAAAUUUUAUGUGGAUAAAUAUUGCAAUAUAAACUCCAUCGAGGGCAGCCAAAUUCAUCGCAAAAAGUGGAACCAUUGAAGAUUCUCGACGACAAAAUGACAUGGGAGCCACAGCCAGAGGGUCUGCAGCAAAUUCUAACAUUGCUCAAGGAAUCCCAAUCGCCCGACACAGAAAUACAGCAAGCCGUUCAGAGGAAAUUGGAAGAACUCAAUCAAUACCCUGAUUUUAACAACUACCUAAUCUAUGUGCUGACUAAACUGAAGACAGAGGAUGAACCAACAAGGUCACUCAGUGGACUGAUUCUCAAGAAUAACAUCCGACACCUUGGGACGAAUUUGCAGUCGGAAAUAAUAAAUUACAUUAAGCAAGAAUGUCUUAUGGCCGUUGGGGAUCCUUCGCCCCUGAUCAGGGCAACUGUGGGUAUCCUCAUAACGACAAUUGCCAGCAAAGGUGGUCUGAUAAAUUGGCCAAACCUUCUGCCAGCACUCUGCGAAAUGCUAGAUUCACCAGAUCACAAUGUCUGCGAGGGUGCCUUUGGGGCACUUCAGAAGAUCUGUGAAGAUUCCGCCGAGGGACUCGACAGUGCGGACCUCAAUCGUCCACUCAAUGUGAUGAUUCCGAAAUUUUUGCAAUUUUUCCAUCACAGCAGCCCCAAGAUUCGUUCACACGCCAUUGCGUGCAUCAAUCAGUUUAUCAUCCAUAGGACUCAGGUGCUGAUGCUGCAUAUUGAUCCAUUCAUCGAAAGCCUCUUCCGGCUGUCUUCGGAUGAGGAUCACGAGGUGCGGAAGAAUGUAUGCCGUGCACUGUGUAUGUUGCUGGAAGUACGAAUGGAUCGCCUUAUGCCAUACAUGAAUCAAAUAAUUGAGUACAUGCUGCAACGGAGUCAAGAUCAAGAUGACAGUGUUGCCCUCGAGGCUUCGGAAUUCUGGCUAUCGCUUGCGGAGCAGAACAUUUGCAAGGAGGUCCUCGGGCCCCAUUUGCCGCGCUUAGCUCCAAUUCUCAUUCGUGGUAUGCGCUACUCUGACAUCGACAUCAUCCUCCUGAAGGGAGACGUGGAAGAGGAUGAAAUGAUUCCGGAUCGUGAAGAAGAUAUUCGACCGCGUUUCCAUAAAUCACGCACACACACCCUAAAGUCAGCAAGUGAUGAGAAUGGGGACAAUGACGAUGAUGACGAUGGUUUAGAUGAUGAUAAUUCCCUUUCUGAGUGGAAUCUGCGAAAGUGCAGUGCUGCAGCUCUCGAUGUUCUUGCGAAUGUUUUCCGUGAGGAAUGUCUGCCGAUUCUCUAUCCCAUCCUCAAUGAGAUCCUCUUCCAUCAGCAGUGGGAGAUCAAGGAGAGUGGGAUCCUUGCACUGGGAGCCAUUGCCGAGGGAUGCCUACAGGGGAUGGUACCCCAUCUGCCUGAACUCAUUCCCUACUUGAUAUCUUGUCUGUCGGACAAAAAGGCUCUCGUACGAUCAAUCACGUGUUGGACAUUGUCGCGGUAUGCCAGUUGGGUUGUAAUGCAACCAAAUCACGAUCAAUACUUGAAGCCACUCAUGGAGGAAUUGCUGAAGAGGAUCUUGGAUGCCAAUAAGAGAGUACAGGAAGCUGCAUGUUCGGCUUUUGCCACACUUGAGGAGGAAGCUUGCACGGAAUUAGUUCCAUAUCUCAGUUUUAUCCUCAAAACUCUCGUUUUUGCCUUCUCUAAAUACCAGCACAAAAACUUGCUUAUCCUCUACGAUGCAAUUGGCACCUUGGCGGAUUCUGUAGGUCAUCAUUUGAAUAAGCAAGAUUACAUAAAUAUGCUUAUGCCCCCACUAAUACACAAAUGGAAUAUGUUAAAGGAUGAAGAUAAGGAUCUCUUCCCAUUGUUGGAGUGUCUCUCGAGUGUGGCAACAGCCUUGCAGUCAGGUUUUCUGCCGUACUGUGAGCCUGUCUACAAUCGCUGUAUAUCCCUGAUACAGCAAACAAUUAAUCAGGAUAUGGCAAAUACAGCGAGUCCUGGGCAAUACGAACAGCCAGAUAAGGAAUUUAUGAUUGUUGCAUUGGAUUUACUUUCGGGUCUCGCUGAGGGACUCGAUGGGCACAUUGAAUCACUUGUUGUCAAUAGCAAUAUAAUGGAAUUACUGUUCCAAUGCAUGCAGGACAUUAUGCCGGAGGUGCGACAGUCAUCAUUUGCACUUCUGGGUGAUCUAACAAAGGCCUGCUUUCAACAUGUGGCUCGCUACAUUCCUGACUUUUUGCCAAUUCUCGGCCAAAAUCUCAAUCCUGAGUGUAUUUCGGUGUGCAACAAUGCCAUAUGGGCCAUUGGAGAAAUUAGUAUCAAGCUGGGUGCUGACACACGACUCUACAUCCCCCUCGUACUCAACCAAUUGAUUGCCAUCAUCAAUCGUCCCAAUACAACGAAAACACUUUUGGAAAAUACAGCUAUAACAAUCGGUCGUCUAGGUUUAGUGUGCCCCCUUGAUGUGGCUCCUUUAUUACAACAGUUUGUUCGGCAGUGGUGCACCUCACUACGAAAUAUACGUGACAAUGAGGAGAAGGACUCUGCUUUUAGGGGCAUGUGUCAAAUGAUAACAGUGAAUCCAGUUGGUGUUGUACCAGACUUCAUCUUCUUUUGUGAUGCAGCCGCAUCAUGGGUAAGUCCAAAGAGUGACUUACAUGAGAUGCUCCAAAAGAUACUCUCGGGCUUCAAGACUCAGGUGGGUGAGGAAAAUUGGAGAAGAUUUGUUGAUCAGUUUCCCCCACAAUUGGCUGAGCGUCUUAGUUCGAUGUAUGACAUAUAAAUGGGCAACAAUUUUGCGUAAAAUGUCAAGAACUUUUCUCCUGAGGAUAAUCAUCACGAAAAAAAAUGGGAUACAUUUACAAUCACACACAACACACAUCAAGUGAUUAAUUCCUUGCAAUAACUUUUCUUUUUAUUUCCCACAAAAAUACAUGAGGACUACAUCAACAACAACAAACAAAACGAUAGUACUUUAAUUUUAGUGGAGAAAGGCAUUGUAAUGAAGUGAAAUAUUGAAUCAAUAACUUUUUGUGAUAAGUAAAUAAAUACCAUUUAUUUA
Lutzomyia longipalpis is the source of this 3316-nucleotide messenger RNA. RefSeq names its product transportin-1 (gene Tnpo). The transcript is spliced from 8 exons. The record is from RefSeq and is a predicted model, not a curated record. Gene Ontology annotation, molecular function: nuclear import signal receptor activity; small GTPase binding. Gene Ontology annotation, cellular component: nucleus; cytoplasm. Gene Ontology annotation, biological process: protein import into nucleus. NCBI's taxonomy places the organism in Eukaryota, Metazoa, Arthropoda, Insecta, Diptera, Psychodidae. The coding region runs from base 368 to 3037 and encodes 889 amino acids.